This is a messenger RNA of Anguilla anguilla (European eel), 2322 nucleotides long. RefSeq names its product peroxisomal biogenesis factor 11 gamma (gene pex11g). The record is from RefSeq and is a predicted model, not a curated record. NCBI's taxonomy places the organism in Eukaryota, Metazoa, Chordata, Actinopteri, Anguilliformes, Anguillidae. Gene Ontology annotation, biological process: peroxisome fission. Gene Ontology annotation, cellular component: peroxisomal membrane. The coding region runs from base 415 to 1161 and encodes 248 amino acids. The transcript has 5 exons.
UCUGUCAGUGCCAGGCGGAAACACUCUGUACUUGAGCUUUUCAUGUAGACUAAAUCCUGCAUAUUAAUGGGAAUUAAACUGACUAACAUUACAGCUGAUGUACCAGUCAAAUGGUUAUUACUCAGUUAUGGUCCAUUUUCAUUUAAGUGAGAAAACUGACUGGUGAGAAAAUGUUGUCUUGAAGGUUUGGGUUGCAGCAUUCGCUUUAAUGUAUCGUCCAGCGUCAAAGUCCGCUGGCUAGCAGAACUUAGCUACCAACUUGAAUUUAGCUGGCUAUAAGUUACAUUUGUACUUUUAGCAAGUAGUUGUCCGUUGGUUUUAUUUAUUUAUUUAUUUGCGAAACUUGGUCGUACUUGCCUCUUAUUUUUGACAUACAUUGGGCUAGUUAGCGUACAGGUUAGUAAGUCGGUAGCUAUGAAUGACCCCGUGCAGUCGUUAAUCACUGUUCUUGAGUCCUACAGGGGAAGAGAUAAAGUGAUACGGACACUUUGCUAUGGGUCCCAACUUGUUGGCGGAGUCAUUUCUCAGAAGACCGCUGGAUCUUCAGAGAUGGGGAAGAGUCUCUUGCUGUUCUCGGCCCAGCUUAGCCACUGCCGUACUGUACUGCGACUCUUUGAUGACCUGUCUAUGUUCGCCUACUCCAGGAGUUAUGGUUUAGGGGGCACGGAGGCAGACCUUGGGUUGCGCUGGAUGUCCGUGCUAACUAAUGUGGCUGACCAGCUGUACUACCCCUGUGAGCACGUUGCAUGGGCUGCUGAUGCCGAGCUCAUCAGAGUCAAGUCUGACAAGUGGUGGACCUUAAGCACUUUUCUGUGGGGCCUCUCUCUACUACUUGGCAUUCUGAGAUCUGUCCGAGUGCUUCUGCUGCUAAAGAGAAGACUGAAGAAAACUGAGGGGACUAGACAGAUUGACAGAGGUGUUUUUCCCCCCUCCAGCGAGGCACAUGUCAGCAGGCGCUCUGAAGCCCAGCACCAGGUGCGAGCAGAAGUACUCAAUAUUCUCAGCAGCAUGGCAGACCUGAGCACUGCCAUUCACUGGAUGCCGCCUGGUUUCCUGUGGGCAGGACACUUCCCUAAUUGGCUGGUGGGACUUCUGGGUACCACUUCCUCUUUGAUUGGUUUGUACCAAAUGACCUCAUGUGAGAGAGAAACUGCAGACUGAGGGCCUUUGUUCAGAAGAAACAAGACUUUGUUUGAUGUAUUUUUGACUGCUGAAAUCUUGCUGUAACAUUUUGUAAAGUCCUAUACACGCUGAUAGGCUUGUUUGUAGAAAGAGGUUUCAGUUUUACAUGACUUUUGUAGUUAAGCUAAUUGGACUGUAAUUUCACUUAAUUAGCAACCUAUGCACAGAUAGGUAUUGAUUUGAAAAUACUUAACUAUGAAUGAUUCCUAACUUAGAUGCAAAAGUCAGUGAAUGUAUUGCAAUAAUCACAGAAGAGGACAGACACAGUUUACCUCCAGUUCAGUAUGUAUUUAAAUGCAUGCAAGGCUAGGGCUUUAUUGUGGACCUCAGCUACAUAUUUAAGUGGUAGCUCUAAAUUGCUACUUGUGUCUACUACAAGAUUACAAUGAAUUGUGGGACUGAUUUAUGAUGCCUCUGGACAAACUGUUCCAGUUUCUUUCAGUUAAUGUUUCAGUUUUUGUUAUGCACUUAGCAUUGUCAAAAUUCAGUAGCAGACACAUUUAAUUUAUCAUGUUAAAUAAUAUGUAAAUUAAAUAUAUGACUGUAUGGGGACAUUAUAAUGACAAAGGUUGACAGCAUCGUGCAAGUGUCAAAUAAAGCAUUUGGUUGCAUACAUGCAUAGAUACAAAAUUACAAGAUCUGGUUUCCCAGUGACAUAGCUGACAAAUGUCUACCAGCUGAUGCCUGGGGGUACUGUAGAAUUACUUAAGUGAAAUCAUGCCUGAAAUCGAAACAAGUUCAAGAAAGUGACUUACAGGGAUUGUGUGGGAGGCAUCACUAAUUAUAAUAUAAAAGGGAUGCUUAGCAGUUAUUGUGUACUGUACAUAGAUUUACAGUACACACAAUUUAGCUACCGUGUAGCUUUUUAUCACCUAAAUGAUAUAUAUAUAUAUAUAUAUAGAGAGAGAGAGAGAGAGAGAAAGAGAGAGAGAGAGAGAGAGAAAUGGACAUUUACUGUGAAACGUAUGCCAAUUUACCCUGGAAUAUAUAUUUUUUAUUUUUGUGGGAUAUGCAUAUUGCAUUUGAAUGCAUUAAUGAUCUUUACCAUUACUUGUAUUAAAUCUAAUGUUCUUUUUUAUGUAAACUGGGGUGAAGACACUUUCUGUAAAAUAAAGGCAAUCAUUCAAACUCAAAACAUAA